Molecule: messenger RNA, 252 nt
Organism: Enterospora canceri
Lineage: Eukaryota; Fungi; Microsporidia; Enterocytozoonidae
Source: the annotation of a GenBank genome assembly
AUGGGUAUAUCUGAUAAGCUCAUAUUCACUCACGAGACUGUUAAUCACAGUGAGAGCUUUGUGAACCCAGUUACUGGCACCCACACUCAGAAUAUUGAGUCGACGUGGAAUACGUGCAAGUACAACAUCAAGAUGCACAAAGGCAUUCUUGGUGUUAAACUGGAUGAACUGUUGUGUGAGUUCAUGUGGAAGCACAAUACUGGGAAAAGAAUGGGCUUGAUAGCAUUAUUUGAGCUUCUUAGGAUCCAAUAA